AAGGAGGAGUUUGCUUCUGGUGUGGAGUGGGAAUAGAUCCUGGCCUCCUGGGCCCUUCCUUGGGCGUGGUUGGCCGAAAAUGUUGUCCUUGAUUUUGUUGAUGUCUUGGUGUGCGGUGACCCCACUGUCAAAGACUUUAGGCCUAUUGCUUGCCUAAAUGUUCUUUACAAAGUCAUCACCAAGAUUCUUGCAAAAGGUAUGGCAUCUAUUCUCCCUGACUUGAUUGACCCAGCACAGGGAGCCUUUGUUCCAGGAAGAUCUCUCGUGGACAACUUUCUGCUUGCACAACACCUCGUCAGAGAUUAUGCUGUCAAAAGAUCUACCCCUAGCUGCUUGAUUAAAUUGGAUAUAACUAAGGCCUAUGAUACUGUUUUCUGGAGUUUUUUGAAGGAUGUUAUGGCUGGCCUGGGCUUUCCUUCAAGAUUUAUCUCUCUUGUCAUGGAAUGUGUUUGUUCUGCCUCGUCUUCUAUUAUGGUUAAUGGAGACAGUCACAGUUUCUUCCCAAGUAAACGGGGCUUGAGACAAGGAGACCCAAUGGCCCCCACCCUUUUCCUUUUCUGUAUUGAGUAUUUUUCCAGAUUACUCAACAAAAAGGCUAAAGAGGGGCCUUUUAACUACCACAAGGAUUGUGCUGGUUUGGGCAUCACGCACUUGGCUUUUGCUGACGAUCUCAUGUUGUUCUCUAGAGGAGAUCUCCAUUCUGUUCAAGUCUUGAUGGACGCACUGGACCAUUUCUCUAGAGUUUCUGGGCUGACCCUCAAUCCCACUAAAUCCAACAUCUUCCUCGCUGGAAAAUACAGGGACAGUAGUCAUGCUCUUUUGGCUCUUGCCUCCUUUCCUCGUGGUCAGCUUCCUGUUAGGUACUUGGGCCUUCCUCUUGCUUCUCAAAGGAUAUCAGAGAGUGACUUUGCACCGCUCUUCAAAACUGUGGAAGGUUAUUUGUCUAAAUGGAGUACCCUUAAACUCUCUUAUGCUGGGAGAUUGGAACUGGUCAGGGCUGUUAUACAAGGGGUGCAAUCCUUUUGGCUUCAGGUGUUCCCGGUCCAAAAAUACAUUCUUGACCGCAUCACCUCCCUCUGUAGAAACUUCCUCUGGGGCAGUAAACUUGCAAAGGUGGCCUGGGUGGAUAUUUGCAAGCCAAAGACUGAGGGGGGGCUGGGCCUUAAAGAUAUUACUUCGUGGAACAACACACUCUUAUGCAAACUCCUUUGGAACCUAGCAGCAAAGAAGGACUCCUUGUGGGUUAAAUGGGUCCAUAAUAUCUAUAUUCAAGGCAAUGAUGUUUGGCAGUGGCAACCCAAGAAGAGGAAUUCUGUUUUCCUCAAGAGAUUAGCCCAUGUACGAGAGCUUUUGGUCCAAAAGCUGGCUGACUGUAAUUCCAAUAUGGACAUGGCUAUGCAACCCUACUGUUCGGCAGGUGUUCUUAUUCCCAGGAAGAUCUAUGAUUUAUUUAGGGCAAAGGCCAACCCCAAGCCUUGGAUGGCUUUUAUUUGGCAAAGUUUCAUUCCUCCUAAGUGCUCCUUUACGAUGUGGCUAGCACUUAGGAGGAGACUGCCCACCAAAACCAACCUGGAAUUCCUCAGAGUGCCCAUGGAAUGUACCUUCUGUGGUCAAGAGCUUGAAGAUGUGGACCACCUGUUCUUUACCUGCGCGGUUUCUAAAGACGUUUGGAAGGCUGUCAAAGACUGGCUACGGAUGGAAGGGCAGUUGAGUACUCUCCCUAGAGCUAUCAGGUGGAUGAAGGGCUUUAAAAGAGGAGAUGGAAUUCUCAAAAAGGCAAGGAAGAUUGCCUUAGCUUGCACGGUUUUCCACUUAUGGAAACAGCGCAAUUCCGUUUACUUUGAUCAUGAACCUCUAUGUGUUGAGACUAUGGUUUUUAAAAUCAAGGUUAUGGUCUUUUCCAUUUUGGGGAGAUUAUGGCAUCUACGUACUCUUCCCUUCUGAUGUUGUUGUAUUUGCUGUUUGUUGGCCUGUGCGCCCUUGUUUUGAAUUGAUUACUUGUUUACGUUUGAACUUGGUGAUGUUUCCAUUUGUUUCUUUGGAUUUGGUUUUACCAUUUCCCAGCUCGGGGAAGAAAUUGAGGUUUAAGGA
Messenger RNA from Cuscuta campestris, 2091 nucleotides. The record is from the annotation of a GenBank genome assembly. Lineage: Eukaryota; Viridiplantae; Streptophyta; Magnoliopsida; Solanales; Convolvulaceae.